This is a messenger RNA of Saccoglossus kowalevskii, 2394 nucleotides long. RefSeq lists its product as uncharacterized. Gene Ontology annotation, biological process: regulation of transcription by RNA polymerase II; negative regulation of DNA-templated transcription. The record is from RefSeq and is a predicted model, not a curated record. NCBI's taxonomy places the organism in Eukaryota, Metazoa, Hemichordata, Enteropneusta, Harrimaniidae. Gene Ontology annotation, molecular function: transcription corepressor activity. Gene Ontology annotation, cellular component: transcription regulator complex; histone deacetylase complex.
AUGCCCAGUUCUGCUGCAUAUGGAAACAAAAUCAUUAUUGGAAUCGAUGAUCUGACACAGAGCAUGUCCAAAAAGAAAAUACCUCAGUUUGUCAGUGAUGAGAUCUGUGAAUAUUCUGACACCGAUAUCCAGUCACCAAUUAUUGCAGGUUUUAAGCGUUUCCAGUGUUCUUGCUGUGGCAAAAAGUUCAGGAGAUUCAGUCACAUGAAAACGCACGAAGAAACAGUUCAUAAGACAAAUAUACCUGUAUGUCAACAACACACUGGAAUUAGUGAUGGGAUUCAAAACCAGUGGUCACACAAUAUGACACCAUUGUCAGGUGGCAAGUCUAUUGGUGCAAACAUUUCUAGUUCGUCACCAGACGUGUCUGAUAAGAAACCUAUCCGUGAAGCAAGAUUGAGCUGUACAACUGGGUCUAACAUGUCUGAAUUAUCCACAGUGGAGAUGCAUUAUCUACCAACAAUUGUCAACUCUCAAGAUCUUAAUUGUGGGUUAUCACCUGUCAACAGUACUUCUUCUGCAAUGGAUGUUCCUUACAUUCAAGAAGAAGUCACCAUUGCAAUGGAUGUACUUGCUCAAGAGAAUAUCACCAUGGCGACAUACAGUGAAAAUCACAUUCCAAUACCUAAAUCAACUACUGGACACAAGUCUCCAACAGGUUUGACUAUAUCGCCUGGAAAAUCAAAUGGUAUAGAGGCACAAGAAAUUCUUUUGGAAUUUAUCACAUCUUUAUACACAAAGAAUAAACAAUAUGAUUCUGCCACUGCUUUGUGUGAUAGCAAUCCUCUCAAUGAUGUUUCAUUUGGUAUCCCAGCAACAGCAGUUCCAAAUGGAGUUAAACCAACUGUUAUUAAUUUUACUGAUGGAUACAAGAUGCCAACAAAUUUAGUGAAUAGUCCAGCUAGCUCUUGGGAAAUAGAAAAUACAGGUGUAAGCCAGAUUGACACCGAACCAUUCAGCAACCAGAUAGAGUCAGACAGAAAUCAAGUAUCACCAAUACGCUCAGAGGAGGUUCCUGUCGUAUUGAGUCCAGCAUCCACCUACAGCCAAACAUUUUCAGGAUCUCUUUCAACAGGAAUCUUACAGCCACCAAAUUUCAACUCAUCACCAGAAAUCCCAGCAUUCUAUGAAGUACAAAAGACGCAUGAUGAUUUACAAUCAGUCCAGCAGUCCAGUAUGGAUAGCUCAGUUAAAAAAAAGAAAAAACUACAUUGUAAACAUUGUAGUAAAAGAUUUCGCUCUGCACGAGCUUGUCGUGCCCAUGAACACACACACAGAAGAAAGACAAAUGUAACUGAUGAAAAAGUAAUCAACUAUCUUUCCACUGGGUCUAUAAAAAAGAAAGUCCAGACAUUAGGAGUAAACAACAAACCAGUUAGGUCAUCUCGCAGAAGAGGUAAGAUCCGCAAACGAUGCCCUCCAAGUUGUCGUUGUACGGAAAGUGAUAUUAUAAUAAUCAGCUCUGAUUCUGAUAGCAGCCAAGAUAAGGAACUAGAAGUUACAAGUGAUGCAGUGCAGCUGACAACAGUAUGUGGGGCCUCUUCUAACACAGCGUUUGUACCAGAUUUGUUAACGGAAGAUGAGAAAGUUUCAGAGAGUAUUUACAGCAGUGCUUUGGUAUGGCACACUGAUUAUGAUGAGAAAAUGGAUGAUGAACAAUUGUGUGAAUAUUUGUCUGAUGUGUUUGAUUGUCAGUUUCCCCACAAAGAAAUAAAUGAAAUGUAUGAUGAUGAUAUGCAACCAUUAAAUUGCGAUUCCUUAUUUGAAAGAUACGUAAAAGAUGAAUGGCUUGACUGGGAAGUACAGUUGUUUGAAGAAGCCAUGGUGAAAUAUGGUAAAGAAUUCAACAAAGUUUCAAACUGGAUUAAAUCAAGAUCAGUCAAGGAAUGUGUUAGUUUCUACUAUAAAUGGAAAGGGAAGUUGUCAGAAUAUCACAAAUCUCAUGAGGUCAGAAAUAGAAAUUCUGAAUAUCUUUCAGUCAAACAAAGGAAGAAAGAGAAGAGAGAUCAGAAGCGAGAAAAGGAAAGGAAGAAAAAGUUUCCAGGGAUAAUAAUUGAACGAAAGGAAGAGACCCCAAGAAUGAAACUAUCUAAAGCUGAACUAGACGAGGCAAUGCGAAAAGCCAAGAUAUAUCAGCAACUCUAUGUUUACGGAUCAUACGAUGACGCUAUGGAAGAAAAUGUUGAUAAUGUCCACCGUGAAAAGAAUGCAAAGAAACGUGCAUUUGAAGAAACUGAAGAAAAGGACCUGAAAAAAGUGAAAUUACUUGAUAAUGAAGUCUUGUAAACUGGUUAAAAAGCGCAAGCAUGCAAGCUACUUCAUAAAUUGGAAUUGAAGUGUCUGAUUGGCCAAUUGGUCUGACAACUUAAUUGAAGAUACUUUCAAUAUUCCGUU